AAACUUCCGUAAUAGAUCAUUUCAACUAUGAUAAGUCUGACGAUGGGAAGCAUACACUUAUAAUUGCGAAAGGCAUAACGAACAAUGAAGCUAUUUUAACCAAAAACGUGAUUGAAGGACCUCCAGUGCUUUUUAGGGGCAUAGCACACAAAAUUGGGACAGUACCAUUACUAACUAAGAUAUUAUGGGCUGGCGAAACCGCUUAUUCAUAUGAAACUAAAGCAGAUCAACAAGUGGACCAAGAACCAUUAGUUGUGGGAAGUAAAGUUAUGCUUGUAUCAGCUUUACAAGCAAGAAAAAAUGCAAGAGUUACAUUUGUUGGAAGCAUAGAGUUGUUCAGUGAUAGAUUUUUCGAUUCACCUAUCCAAAGGACUAAUUCUGCAGAAUCAUUUACCAAGUCGGGUAAUGAGGAUUUCGCCAAAGAUUUGACAAAAUGGACUUUUCAAGAAAAAGGAGUUCUCAAAGUCACUUCUAGGAAUCAUCAUAAAGAAAACGAAACGGAAGAGUUAGAAGUCUAUCGUAUUAAGGAUAACAUUGUCUAUACUAUUGAAAUUUCCGAAUACGUGAAUGAUCAUUGGCAAGCUUUUAAUGGCACCGAUGUGCAAUUUGAAGCCAUAAUGUUGGAUCCCUAUAUUCGAAAAACUCUUACACCAUUGCCCAUAUCGCCAGAACAGCAAGCACGAAAAUAUAAAGCGCAUAUUCAAUUACCAGAUGUUUAUGGUGUAUUCACGUUUAAGGUCAAUUACAAACGAUCUGGCUAUUCAUACAUUGAAGAUUCGAGCGUUGUAGCAAUUAGACCCUUUAGACAUAAUGAAUAUCCGAGAUAUAUAUCUGCUGCAUAUCCUUAUUAUACAGGAGCUGCAUCAAUGAUAGUUGGUUUCUUAUUAUUCUCAGUUAUCUGGUUUUUCAAUAAGGAAAAUUCAAAGAGAGCAAAAAAGAAGAUGAGCUAG
This is a messenger RNA of Dentiscutata erythropus, 950 nucleotides long. Lineage: Eukaryota; Fungi; Glomeromycota; Glomeromycetes; Diversisporales; Gigasporaceae. The record is from the annotation of a GenBank genome assembly.